This is a messenger RNA of Xyrichtys novacula (pearly razorfish), 2409 nucleotides long. The record is from the annotation of a GenBank genome assembly. Lineage: Eukaryota; Metazoa; Chordata; Actinopteri; Labriformes; Labridae.
AUGCUGACUGUGAGCGCUGCCUUCUGUGUGACAGCCGCAUUGGUGGCUCUCCAGUUGGACGCUUCUUUCCCUGACGGCUUCGUUGACCGCUCAUCCCAAAACCUCUCCUCUGUGCCAGAGGACCUGCCACAGGCUGCUGAGUUUGUCGACCUUUCACAUAACCACAUACGGCAGCUUCGUCAUGGAGACUUUAAACACACCUACCUGUUGAGGUCCCUGAACAUGUCAUGGAAUAUUUUAGAAGAAAUCGAUCCACAGACCUUCCUGGACACACCCAACCUUGAAGAGCUGGACCUGUCAUACAACAAGCUGAAGAACCUGUCAAAUCAGCGGUAUCUGCUCCACACUGAGAAUCUGCGGGUACUAAACUUGACCUCUAACCAGUUUCUCUCAAUGGCACUUGGAAGUGAGUUCAGCUCUUUGGUAAAUCUGGAGAGUUUGGCACUUGGAGCAAAGAACAUCUGUAUGAACGAUUUCCAAAGCAUCACUGCAGUGAAACUACAUACUCUAAGUCUCCACCUUGAGGAUUAUCUGAAUUAUGAGGCAGGCAGCCUGAAGCUUGUCAAAGCCAAAAAGCUUCAGAUAGCUUUCACUAGUCAUCCCAGAAUGCACUAUGAUCUGCUAGCUGAUGCUCUGCUGGUCUUUGCUGAAUUGGAGUUGAUAAAUUUGGCUGAUGGCUUGAAAGAUUUAAUCCAGCCGCUGAGAGAUAAAGCAGAAAUCCACACAUCUCAUCUUCAAGUCACAAACAUGUCAGUCACCUGGGAAGACUUAACUGACACUGUAAAUGUGCUUCUGAGUACAUCUAUAGCUCAUAUCAGUGCAAUUCAAGUGACCUUAUCUAGAUUGCCACAAAAAGAAACUGAAGUAGCCAAGACAUCUCAAGUGAAGUCUUUUACAGCAAGCCAGGUGGAGGUGACAACUUUCCUUUUCUCACAGGAGGCUGUGUACGACUUCUUUAUCAACAUGCCAGUUGAGAGUUUAGCUGUCACUGAAACUUCAAUAAUUCAUAUGACAUGUCCAAAGUCCCAGAGUCCUCUCCUCCACCUGGACUUCUCUUUUUGUGCUCUCACUGACUCCAUCUUCUCCCGAGUGGAGAAUCAAAAAACUGUUGAGUGUGAGAAUCUGGGAAAUCUUAGGACACUGAAUUUGCUCGGAAACAAUCUGAAAAGCCUUGGCUCGAUCAGCAAACGUCUGGGACACAUGACAUUGCUGAAAGAUCUGGAUCUCAGCCUCAACUCUCUUGUCUAUGAUGGUCUGGAAAAUUGUGAAUGGCCACCAAACAUCACCAAUCUGAUUCUUUCUUCGAAUGGUUUAACAGGCUCUGUCUUCAAUUGUCUACCAGCAGGAACGGAGACACUAGACCUCGAGAACAACAAGAUUUCUGUGCUACCACUGUCCAUCAUCAAGAAACUGUCAAAUCUGCUGUCUCUAAAUCUGAAUCAGAACAGACUGCGGGACCUGCCAGGGUGCAACGGUUUCCCUUAUCUAAAUACGCUUUUUCUCAGAUUUAAUUCUCUCAGUGCUCCAUCUGUGAACAAACUGGAGAACUGUUCUGAACUAAAAACCCUGGAUGUUGGUUUUAACCCGUACACAUGCACCUGUGAUCUGAAGAGUUUCAUAAGUCUUGGCAUUACGGCAGAAAAUAAGAAAAGUCAUUCAGGAAUUGAAUUGUUGGGUUGGCCAGCUGACUAUCACUGCACUUAUCCAGAGGUUGACAGGGACACCACCUUGAAUGUCAUCUCAAUCCCAGAAAUCUACUGUAAUACUGGCCUUCUAGCUGCCACCAUCCUGGGCCCAUCAGUGGCAUUGUUAAUCUUGAUAGUGUCGCUCUGCCAUUAUUGGGAUGUUCCCUGGUAUUUGAAAAUGAUUGGGCAGUGGACCAGAGCCAAACACCGCGCCAGAAGAGAAGUUCGACCUGAAGAUAUGGUGGGUACUGAGUUUCACGCAUUUGUAUCUUACAGCCAACAUGAUGCAAAAUGGGUGCACAAUUCUCUUCUCCCCAACCUUGAGGGACCUGCUGGGGGUCUUCGAAUCUGCCAUCACGAGAGACACUUUGUGCCUGGGAAGACAAUCGUAGAGAACAUCAUCACCUGUGUGGAGAAGUGCAGGCGCUCUGUGUUUGUUCUCUCUGCCCAUUUCGUAAAAAGUGAGUGGUGCCAUUAUGAGCUGUACUUUGCCAGUCACCAGCACCUCACUCGGGGCUCAGACAGCGUGGUCUUGGUGCUACUGGAGCCACUGCCUCAAUAUUUGAUCCCAUCAAAAUACAACCAGCUGAAGUCCAUGAUGAGCCGGCACACAUACUUGGAGUGGCCUCAUGAUAGAGCUAAACACAGGCUGUUCUGGGCUAACCUCAGGGCUGCUCUACAAUGUGACCUGCCUGAUGCAGCUGCCACAGAGCUGCAGGAAUAA